CCCUUCUUGUCCAGUAUAUGCAAUAAGGCGGAGGAAAGAGACUCCAAGGAGGACGAAUCUGUAGCCCGCAAUCCUGGCGGGCUUUCCCAGUCCGAUGAGAUGGACAGUUGCGGACAGCAAGAGACGUGCAAUCUCCCACAGAUUCUGCCUGCACAGUCUGAUGUCACGGAAGCGGAAUCAAGAUCAGCGGAGACCACGAUCACCGGCACUAACGAUGCGGCGGAGGAUGAGAGUUCACACUGCCGUGAUGACUGUCCCUAUGAGGGGGAGGCCAGCAGAAACGGCUCAACCAGUAGCACUGGCAGCAGCGGCAGUUACACCUAA
Messenger RNA from Dibothriocephalus latus, 324 nucleotides. NCBI's taxonomy places the organism in Eukaryota, Metazoa, Platyhelminthes, Cestoda, Diphyllobothriidea, Diphyllobothriidae. The record is from the annotation of a GenBank genome assembly.